AUGGAGUUAUCUGCUGCAAGUCUCUUAACACAGCUUAUGAUACGUGUCUCGACUCAAUUGUUGUCCCAUAUUACCAUAAAGCAACACAUAUGCUGGUCAGACAGUACCAUUGUCCUAGCAUGGCUAAACACACCUCCUCAUAGACUUCAGGUCUUUGAAGCUAACAGGGUUGCCAAGAUAACAUCCAAUCCAAUCACCUCCACAUGGAAACAUGUUCCUACAAACCUGAACCCUGCAGACUGUGCGAGCAGGGGAAUGUCUGCCCAGUCACUAUCGGCUCAUGAUCUUUGGUGGUCUCCUAGCUGGCUGAAGGAGCCUCCUGACACCUGGCCCAAAAUGCCUCCUGCUCUAGGCCACCAUGCAUUACCAGGUCUGAAGCCCAAGAAAGUACCAGCUCAUAUAGCAGUUCCUGACCUCGACCUUGACUUGCUUACUCGAUUCAGUUCUCUCGACAAGCUCGUUGGAGUGACAGCUUGCAUAAAACGCUUUAUUUUCAAUUGUAGACACAACUCAACUGAUAGGCGCUCUGGUUCCUUGACAGUUGGAGAACGUAGAGAUGCUCUGUUAUUCUGGGUUCGCUCUGUUCAACACAAUGAGUUUGCGGAAGAUAUUUACCGUCUUCAGGCAGGCAAGAUUUGUACCGUUCGACUUCAGCGUCUUUCACCCUUGAUGAAAGAUGAUCUCUUGAGAGUUGGUGGUCGCCUAACUCAUGCGCCAAUAAGAUACGAUGCUCAGCAUCCUCUCGUUCUGCCCAGCUCUAGCCCACUAGUUGAUCUCAUCAUAGACCACUAUCACAGAAUAAACUGUCAUCCUGGGGCUGACACAUUACACGCUAUCCUCCGUCAGCAGUUCUGGAUACUCUCAGCACGUCGUGCCAUCAGGCAUCGCGUGUACAAAUGCAUUAGAUGUUUCCGAUAUCGCGCUCAGGCCAGAGCUCCGAUGAUGGCUGAUUUGCCCGCAGAUAGGGUCACACCUCAGCCAGUAUUUAGUCAGGUCUCUACAGAUUUUGCUGGCCCGUUUCUCAUUAAAUCUAGUACUUUACGUAACGUCAAACUCAUGAAGGCAUACUUUUGUGUCUUUGUUUGCUUAUCUACCAAGGCGGUUCACUUGGAACUCGUUUCGUCACUCAGCACUGAAGCGUUUCUUGCUGCAAUGCAACGGUUUGUAUCGCGUCGCGGUACUCCUAAUCUUGUCCGUUCUGACUGUGGCACAAAUUAUGUAGGAGCUAAGAAUCAUCUCAUUGAGGUACAAGAUUUUCUCGCGCAAAAUAAUGACACAAUCACGCAUAGGCUCGCUAAUCAGCACAUAACUUGGCUGCUCCAACCGCCCACGGGACCCUGGUUCGGGGGCCUUCACGAAAUUGCGGUCAAGAGCACUAAGAAGUUACUUUAUCAUGUUAUAGGUGAACAGCACCUCACGUUUGAAGAAUUUUCCACACUUUUAACUCGAGUCGAGGCAGUACUUAAUUCUAGACCUCUCUGCCCACUUUCGUCAGAUCCCUCCGAUUUUGAGCCACUAACAGCUGGCCACUUUCUUAUUGGCCGUCCACUCACCGCUCUUCCUGAGCCAUCUUUUGAUGAUAGGCCAUUAUCAGCUCUUAAGCGUUUUCAGCUCAUCCAAGCUCUCUCUCAGUGUUUUUGGACUCUGUGGACCAAAUCCUAUCUCCAUACCCUCCAAACCCGCUCCAAAUGGCUUUCCACAUCCUCACCUCCUCGAGUUGGAGAGCUCGUCCUCAUCAAAGAGGACAAUCAGCCCCCGCUGCAAUGGAAACUUGGAAGGAUUAUCCGCACGUUACCCGGCAAGGAUGGAGUGAUCAGAGUCGUGGAUUUGGACACGAAGCAUGGAAGUCUGCGGAGACCUGUGUUCAAGUUAGCCAGGUUGCCGCUGGAUUCAGCACAUGAAGAAGUUCAGCCCCGGCCGCCCCAGGAUGUUCGCGCGACAGCGCGACGUUUGUAA
Molecule: messenger RNA, 1956 nt
Organism: Bombyx mori (domestic silkworm)
Lineage: Eukaryota; Metazoa; Arthropoda; Insecta; Lepidoptera; Bombycidae
Exons: 1
Coding region: 1-1956 (651 amino acids)
Biological process (GO): DNA integration
Molecular function (GO): nucleic acid binding
Source: RefSeq, a predicted model, not a curated record